GUGUAAUUUGUUAUUAAAUAAAAUAACACUAAACGGAAUGCACAUAAAGCAAGGUGUAUACAUUUUUAAAAUAAUCGACUAUUAAUAUUUUAUUGACGUAUUAAAAUGACGUUUCAAUUAACAAUCUGUGUUUUGGCAGCGGGCGGUAUUGAAUUGAGAACCAAAGUUAUUUGAUAUUUCUUUUCUUUUUGUUUUCAGCGAUGAUAAUGUUUAUUUCACAAAAGAACAACUGUAACAACAAGAAGAAAGGUUUUAAUAACUUUAAAUUUCAUUAAAAUGUUAUUGUGUUGAGGAAACAAUGAACGAUAGCGCCGCCGAAUGCUCGGAAGCUUUGGAUCCUCGCGUUCAGAUUGAACUAGAGCGUCUAAAUACUGCGACAGAUGAGAUCAACAGGCUUGAAGUUGAGCUGGAUGAGGCUCGGCUGGCAUUCCGUAGACUGCUUGCAGAGGGACACCUGCGGAUUCAACAGCUUACCAAGAAGCUUGGUACCAGUGUACACAAAGCCAGGCCUUAUUAUGAAGCUAGAUUCAGAGCUAAUAUUACCUCACAAGAGCUGCAAACAGCAACAGUCGCAUAUGACAAGGCGAACAGUGCUCACGCGGCGGCGCGGGAGAUGGUGUACCUGGCGGAGCAGGGACUGGCCCGCCUGGCAGAGGGCGGCGCCGGCGUCACGCUCGACCCCGCCUGGCAGGAGAUGCUUAACCACGCCACGCAUAGGGUUAAUCAGGCGGAGAGCGACCGCGCGCACGCGACGGUGACGCAGCGCACGCGCGCCGCCGCGCACCGCGCCGCCUCCACGCUCGUACAUCAACUACAGAGCUCGCUCAAACGACAUAUCGCCAAGUCCAGACCAUAUUUCGAAGAGAAGGCUAGAAUCAACACAGCUUUAGAAGCUCAGAAGGCUCGGAUCCAAACGUUGGAGGAGCAGGUCUCUGAGGCCAAGCAGCAGUACUCCUCAGCGCUGCGGAACUUGGAGAGGAUUUCCGAUGAAAUACACAAACAUCGAUCUAGAAGACAGUCUGCUAGGAAUGAGAUAGACCGCUCGACGACGACGGACACGGCGAGCGACACCAACACCACGAGCAGCGACAAGCUGGACGAGCUGUGCGACAGCAGUACGGACGCCAGCGUCCGGGAGUGGCUCCGUCGCGCCGCGCACCAUCGCCCGCGCCCGCCUACCGACGCCGACACCUGGACUGAGAUCGAUCUGGAUUACUCCAGUCCGGAAGAGGUGAGUUUCGAAAAAUGUUCGCUCCGAGCUCGGUCGACCCCAGAGAAGUGGUCCCCACCCAGUCCGGUGGAGUCCCGGGCGUCUGCAGCGGAGCCCCGGCGUAUCAUUAGGACUGCGCCCCGGACACAUGUACUCAGGGAGGAUCUCGACAAACCACGGAGACAGAGCCUCGACGCACUGCUGCAUGAUACCGGGGAGAAGGUCAAGGAGAUGUUCCAAGGUCUAUCCCUAUUCGGCGAGCGUCGCGGCUCGUCGUCAGUCCCCCGCACCCCGCGCCGCGCCGCCUCGCCCCGCGCUGCCUCCUCGCAUAGCGACGACAGAUACUCCGACACUGAUAGUCUCGCCAGCGUGGAGAUGUUAACAGAUGACCAGAUAGCGUCCCUAAUGUUGGACGCGCAACUGGAGGCAGUGUGCGAGAGACUGGCCGGGGUCGCCGGGACACAGACUCGGUCUCCGCACUCUCCUGAACAUCGCUACUAGGACAGGUUGUGUUUGCAGCUGAAUAUUGUAUAAUUUCAAGUAGAGCAGUUGAAAAGUAAAUAACGUACAGUACAAUGAAUCAUACUAUUGUUACAUAAGGUUGGUAAUCACUUGCAAAUCAUAUUACGGUAAGGUCUAUUUUUACU
Molecule: messenger RNA, 1857 nt
Organism: Spodoptera litura
Lineage: Eukaryota; Metazoa; Arthropoda; Insecta; Lepidoptera; Noctuidae
Source: RefSeq, a predicted model, not a curated record